Phoenix dactylifera (date palm) is the source of this 1436-nucleotide messenger RNA. Its product is annotated as arginase 1, mitochondrial. Gene Ontology annotation, molecular function: agmatinase activity; metal ion binding. NCBI's taxonomy places the organism in Eukaryota, Viridiplantae, Streptophyta, Magnoliopsida, Arecales, Arecaceae. The record is from RefSeq and is a predicted model, not a curated record.
CAGGCGGAAAAACCGCCGCCGCCGCCGCAGCUCCGAAAUAUUAAAACCCCAGCAGAGGAAUUCAGCCUCUAUUCUCUUUCCCGUUUCUACCAUUCCUGUUUUGAAAGGAGUGGAGCAGCAGCGCUUCAUAUUUCCUUCAUACGGAAGGGUUUUUGUUCUUGUUGAAGGAAGGAAGAAAUGAGUCUGGGGACGAAGUGGAUUUACCACGUGAAGAAGCUGAGCACUGCGAACAUCCCCGCGGCGUUGAUAGAGAACGGACAGAAUCGGGUCAUCGAUGCCUCCCUCACCCUUAUCCGCGAGCGGGCCAAGCUUAAGGGAGAGUUGCUACGGGCUUUGGGAGGUGUUAAAGCUUCAGCAUCACUUCUGGGAGUUCCUCUAGGGCACAAUUCAUCAUUUCUGCAAGGACCUGCAUUUGCUCCACCUCGCAUAAGGGAGGCCAUCUGGUGUGGUAGCACCAACUCUAGCACGGAAGAAGGUAAAGAAUUAAACGAUCCUCGUGUGCUAACUGAUGUUGGCGAUGUUCCUAUCCAAGAAAUUCGUGACUGCGGCGUUGAUGAUAACAGACUGAUGAACGUUAUUAGUGAGUCUGUUAAGCUAGUAAUGGAAGAAGAGCCACUUCGUCCAUUGGUUUUAGGCGGUGAUCACUCAAUAUCUUUUCCUGUUGUCAGAGCAGUAUCUGAAAAGCUUGGGGGACCUUUGGACAUUCUUCAUCUAGAUGCCCAUCCAGAUAUCUAUCAUGCAUAUGAAGGAAAUAUGUACUCGCAUGCUUCUUCUUUUGCACGAAUAAUGGAAGGGGGUUAUGUUAGGCGGCUUUUACAAGUUGGAAUUAGAUCAAUUACGAGCGAAGGGCGUGAACAAGGGAAAAGAUUUGGAGUGGAGCAGUACGAAAUGCGUACCUUUUCAAAAGAUCGCCAUAUUUUGGAAAAUUUGAAACUUGGGGAAGGUGCAAAGGGUGUUUAUGUUUCAGUUGAUGUCGAUUGUCUUGAUCCUGCAUUUGCUCCCGGGGUGUCUCACCUUGAGCCAGGAGGCCUCUCGUUCCGUGAUGUUCUGAACAUUCUUCACAAUCUGCAAGCUGAUGUUGUUGCUGCUGAUGUAGUAGAAUUCAAUCCACAACGUGACACUGUUGAUGGAAUGACUGCUAUGGUGGCUGCAAAGCUGGUUAGGGAGCUUACUGCAAAGAUUUCCAAGUAAUGCAGCCUCUUUUUUCUGGGAUGUUCGCAUUGAGUACCGGCCAUUUUAAUGAGUAUGGAUGACUAUAGAAUUUGUGCUUGGUUGUGCUGAGGUAACUCUUCAAUUGGCUUCUUCAUAGUGCUUAUUGAGAACAUGUUUUGCAGUGUUCUGGAUUUAGAAGGAUAUUCUUUUUUGUAACGUGAGGUACACUAUUGCGAUUUGCAUUUCCUCUUUUAACUUAUUGUUGCUGCACUUUUCACCUAAAC